CCCCCGCCCACCACGGAAUUCCCCACUCCGUUAUAAGAGACUACCUCAACUUCCCCCCCCCCCCCCUCGUCCCCACGUAACAAGUUACCAACGACACACCCGCAACAAUGGGCUCAGUAUUCUCCAUCCCCACCUACUUUGUCCUCUUCAGGGAGACAACGGAGGCAGCUAUCGUGAUUGGGGUCCUGCUCUCUUGGUGUCACCAGAUGUUUGCCGAUGAUCUGGUCACUUAUAGGAGGUUGAGGAAGCAGGUCUGGCUUGGAACAGGACUCGGUCUCCUCCUCACACUCAUCAUCGCAGCCAUCGUCAUCUCCGUCUACUGGGUCCUCAAGAACAACAUCUGGGAGAAACACGAAUUCGUUUGGGAAGCAACCCUCGCCGUCAUCGCCUCCUUCCUCAUCACCGUCGUCGGGGUGGUCAUGCUCAAAUCCUCCAAAUCCGACGCCAAAGAGAAAUGGCGCCGGAAGCUCGUCGGGCACACGAACGUCGCCCCGAAAUCCACCCUCCCCGGCUCCCACCUCCCCGCCUACUCCGACGUCGAGGGUACCCACCACGACGAACUCCGCGUCGACUCUUCGUCCACCACCACCACCCUGCCCACCGAACUCACCGCCCGCCCGGUCACCCCCACAUCGAACGAAAAACGCGCGCUCAAACUCACCUUCCUCUCCCAAAUCACCCGCGAAAAGUACGCCCUCUUCUUCAUCCCCUUCAUCACCAUCCUCCGCGAAGGCAUCGAGGCCGUCAUCUUCAUGGGCGGGAUCGGGUUCAACGAGGAAUGGCGCGCCCUCCCCCUGGCUGCCAUCACAGGUAUCCUCACCGGCGGCCUGGUCGGCUACUCCAUCUACGUCGGCGGGAACCGCAUGAGCCUCCACUACUUCUUCCUCGCCUCCACCAUGCUCCUGCUGAUCAUCGCCGCCGGUCUCUUCGCCAACGGCGUGCUGCUGUUUGAAAUCAACGCCUUCCAAAAAUCCCUCUGGUUCCCCUCCGGAAGCGGCGACGAGGGCGACGCGAUCCUGGUGAACAUCAACCACGCGGUGUGGUACCUCGACUGCUGUAAGCCCAAGGAGAAAGGGUGGACGAUCUUCAAGGCCAUCGUGGGGUGGAAUAAUGUCGGCACCGAGGGGAGCGUGUCGGCGUACUGCCUGUACUGGGUCGCCGUGGCGGCGUGGCUCGUCUACAUCAAACUGCGCGCAAAGUCGGAAAAGAUGCAUGAGAAUGCGACGACGCGGAGGGAUGUCGGUGUCGCGCAUUCGGGGCAGGCUGUCGAUAAGACCCACUGAUCACUUAUUCGGACGGUAGACUACUACUCCUACUACAUCGCACAUACCCCCCCUCUCCGCACACACCAUCUGGCACGGCC
Messenger RNA from Fimicolochytrium jonesii, 1363 nucleotides. RefSeq names its product iron permease FTR1 family-domain-containing protein. The transcript has 2 exons. The record is from RefSeq and is a predicted model, not a curated record. Gene Ontology annotation, biological process: iron ion transmembrane transport. Bases 108 to 1283 code for a protein of 391 amino acids. Gene Ontology annotation, cellular component: high-affinity iron permease complex; plasma membrane. NCBI's taxonomy places the organism in Eukaryota, Fungi, Chytridiomycota, Chytridiomycetes, Spizellomycetales, Powellomycetaceae. Gene Ontology annotation, molecular function: ferrous iron transmembrane transporter activity.